Molecule: messenger RNA, 570 nt
Organism: Cavenderia fasciculata
Lineage: Eukaryota; Evosea; Eumycetozoa; Acytosteliales; Cavenderiaceae
Product: riboflavin kinase
Exons: 2
Coding region: 1-570 (189 amino acids)
Biological process (GO): FMN biosynthetic process; riboflavin biosynthetic process
Cellular component (GO): mitochondrion
Molecular function (GO): riboflavin kinase activity
Source: RefSeq, a predicted model, not a curated record
AUGACACCAAUAGAAAGAGGAGUAUCGCCAAUUGGAGAAAAAAAGGCAAUAUCGCCAUUAUUCUUUAAGGGUACAGUUAUACAAGGUUUUGGUAGAGGUAGUAAACAAUUGGGUAUUCCAACAGCAAAUCUACCAGUUGAAGAAUAUGAAUCAAUUUUAAAUGAUAUUCCAAUUGGAGUAUAUUAUGGAUGGGCAAAUGUACAUGGAGUCAAUGAUAACAAGAUUUACAAGAUGGCGAUGAGUAUUGGAUGGAAUCCUUUCUACAAGAACACUAAAAAGACGAUAGAGAUACACUUGAUCAACAAGUUUGAACAAGAUUUUUAUGGACAUCAAUUAAACGCAAUUGCAGUCGGAUUCAUCAGACCAAUGUGCGAUUUCUCAAGCCUUGAUGAAUUGAUCAAGGCAAUCAAUGACGACAUUGAAUAUGCACAACAACAAUUAGAUCAACAACCACAAUACCAAAAUCACGAAUUCUUUAAACAUUGUUUCAACUCUGGAGCUCAACAACAACAAGAAGAACUUGAUACUUCUCAACAUAGUCAUACUGUAUUAAAUUUAACUAAACCAUAA